UUUUCCCGCCAACGUCGAAUGGGCGCCGCAGUGACGCCGCGAGGCCCCGCCCCGCCCCGCCCGCCCGGGCUGCUCGAGGAGACAACGCGGGGAGACAACGGCGGGGAGACACCACGGGGGACACCACGGGAGACAACGCCGGGGAGAUACCACGGGGGACACCACGGGAGACACCGCGAGGAGACACGGCGGGGAGACACCACGGGAGAGACCACGGGGGGACACCGCGGGAGACAACGCCGGGGAGACACCGCGGGAGACACCGCGAGGAGACACGGCGGGGGACACCACGGGAGACACGGCGGGGAAGACGCACGGCGGCGAGACCACGGAGAAGAGAGAUCGCGCCGCUUGCUCCCCGCGAAUCGGUGAAGGCGGCGCCAUGAGCUCGCCGAGCUCCGGGGGGAGGAGACGGCACGGGGGGAUGGUGAUGAUAUGGCCCCUGCGUUCGCUUCUUCGACAAUGAGUGUAGUAGUAGAGGCAACUUCUAUCCUUACGGGGGAGAACGGUGCGGUCCCUGGAGGUGGUGACGCCACUCACGUAUCAACUCGCACCCCCACUCACCCCGUGGCCACUUGUGAAACCACCGAACCCCCCGAGCACCCGGGGGGUAGCACGGGGGGUGGGUCCGCAUUGCAUGGAGACACAGGACACGGGGCAGACACUGGACAUGGCGGAGAUACAGGACAGGGAGAUACGAAACUCGGGGGGGCAUGAUGGAGAUGAGGGCGAUGCGGUCCUCGCCGUCCUCACCGGGGAUCCGUCUGGAGACCCCGUCGGGGACCUUGUCAUCGAUUCUGAGACAACGGGGGUACCCUCCUCCUCCCUGGUCCCCACUGCCCCCGUGAUCCACGGCCUGCCGCCCCCCCCGUGUCUCCUCGGCGCGGACCCCGACGGCCGCGGCGAGUUGGAGGCCGCGGCCGUCCCCCGCUCCUCCUCCCCAGGGGAGCCGGCGUCCGCCUCGCUCCCGUGCCCCCCCAUGUCCCCGUCCCCGCCUCCAAGUUCCCCCGCACCCCCCACAGCAAAGCCCCGGGGGGGCGCCCUGCAGCAGGGGCUGGCGUUCCUGCGCCGAUCGCUGCGGCUUGACCGGGCGUUCCAGCGCUCCAGCAAGCACAAGCACGGCGCCGGGGGCGGCGGAGGCGGCCUGCUCACCUACGCGGCUCAGUUCCCCCCGGAAUGGUGGCCCAUGCUGGGGGAGCUGCCCACCACGCAGCACCAGCUUCAGCAGCAACAGCAGCUUCUAGGGCAGCAGCUGCACAACGCAAACCAGCUGCGCAGCGUGUCCCUGCUGCGUCUGGCGGUGGUGGGGGAGGGCAGCAGCGGCGGUGGCGAUCCCGCUGCGGCGCUGGUGCUGGUGGUGCCGCGUGCCGUGGAGCUGGAGAUCGUGCGGCGAAUCAACCCGCGGCUCACGGAGGAGAACGUGGCGGCACACGCACGCGCGCUGGCGCUCGCCCACGCGGCGCAGCCUUUGCCGCCAGCCACCAACGCCAAUCACCGAGAGCAGCAUGGCGCCGCCACCGCCGGCGACGGCGGAGGCGGCCGCCCCGGUGGAGCCACCGACAAUGACCCCCCACCCGCCGGGGAGCUCCACUCCGACCUCAACGCCAAUGGCGAGGCCGGCGCGGACGGCGAGUGGGGGCACUACCGGCGCUACCAGGAGCGGUGGCGGGGGACCGGUCGGCGCUGGCGGGGGUCCCUGCGGGGCGGCUGGACGGACAAGUCGAGCCUGGGCCCCGGCGUGUCCGACGCCCAGACUUGCGCCACCCGCGCCAGCGGCACGCGGGGGCCCGACGAUGACGACGACAAUGACGAUGUAGGAGGAGGAGUGUUCCACGGGGGCGGCCACGCAGACGAGGUGUCCUCCACCACCUCGUCAUCAUCCUCUCUGUCUGAUUACGAGCGAUACCACCGCCACCACCACCACCACCAUGAGGGGCGGCACCAUCGGCGGCAACAGCAGCAGCAGCAGCAGCUGGGUCCAAGCCACCACCAGCAUCAGAAGCAGAAACACGAACAGCAUCAACACCACCAUCACCACCAUCACCACCAUCGGCAGCAGCAGCAGCAGCUGCUGACACCUUCGCAGGGACGCGCGUCUCCUCCUCCCCGCGUGCGCCCACGGGAGGCGGCAGCGGCUCCGCCGUGCCCCUCUGUGGCAACCCCCCACCACGCGGGGCCUCCCCCACCCCCGUCGCGAGCGCCGCCGCUGCCGCCCAUCGCAGGAAGCCCCGGGCCCCCGUGCCGUCCCCGCCCACCCUCGCGCGACGCCAGGUCGGAGGGCCGCUCCCACGGGAGGUCGCGCGACAAGCGGGCUCGCGGGGACCGGGCCCACGACCCCGGCCCCGAGUGGCCAAGUGGUGGGGCCGCCACCGGCGGGUCACGUGACCCGGAGCGCAGGUCACGUGAUCCGGCGACGGUUGGGGCUGUGGUAGAAGAGAGGAGGUCGAGGGGUCACGGAUCACGGGAGGAGGGGUCGCGGGGUCACACGAGGUCGCACGGACGCAGGUCAGCUGAUGACAGGUCGCGCGACGAGCGGCACCAUGCUCACGGGCGGUCGCGUGACGUACGCGACGACGCGGCGCACAGACGUAGGUCGCACGGGCGCAGUUCGGCCGAUCAGAGGUCGCAGGGUCAGAGGUCGAGGGACGAGCGAUCCCAGGGUCAGAGGUCGAGGGACGAGCGAUCGCAAGGUCAGAGGUCGAGGGACGAGCGACCGCAGGGUCAGAGGUCGAGGGACGAGCGACCGCAGGGUCAGAAGUCGAGGGACGAGCGACCGCAGGGUCAGAAGUCGAGGGACGAGCGACCGCAGGGCCAGAGGUCGAGGGACGAGAGGUCGCAAGGUCAGAGGUCGAGGGACGAGAGGUCGCAGGGUCAGAGGUCAAGAGACGAAAGAUCGCAAGGUCAGAGGUCACAUUCCUUGGCCCGGAGACGGAGCGGGGGGGAGGAGAGGUUCACUCUGCCCCGACCCGGAGAGUUUAGUGUGAUCCUGUGAUGCUCGCCCGUGCUUCAGCACCACCAUGUGUUGUACCGCACCACACACCGUACGCACAGCACCACGCAUUGUGGUCGGUGUAUGUGGGAGAUGCUAUGGAGCAGGGUUUCCCAAACUUUAGUCCUCGCGAUCCACCAUGAUACGUCUUUCCAAUGUACCCCCCCCCCACCUCAAAUCAACUUGUUCCACGCCCUACGCGCCUGAUGAUGGUUAAACACGACCUAAGUGACUCGCUAAGCAAUUAACGCUGUCUGCGUCACAGAACACGUUAACACGUGAACAUACACACACACACACACACGGAACAUCUGUACAUACGCGCACGAGAUUGCGAUCUUAAUUUUAAUACUCUAUUAACCGCGGACAGCGUUCAUUGUUUAGCGCGUCACGUGGGACAUUCAACAAUCAUCGGACGCGUGCAGCGUGGAACGAGUUAAUUUAAAUUUGGAGUAAAUUGGUUAACGCGGAAAGACGUAGCGCGGUUGGGGGUCGCGAGGACUGAAGUUUGGAAACCACGUAGUGGAUGUACGGGAAGGUGACUGAGGUCACCAAACGUGUUUUUUACAUCUGGACUUUGCUCAAAGGUUUAAAACCUCGCCUCAACAACAACCACCUUGAUGACGUGCCAAUGCCCGGGGCUACCCGAGGUGGAGUUCGAUGCUGUAGGUAUAGGUUGGAGAUGCUAUAGAGGAUGGGCUGUAGGUAGCUAGAGGAUGUAGGUAUAGGUGGGAGGUGCUGUAGAUUUUAUGGAGGAGAAGGCGCUGGGUACACCCAGACUGAGCAGUAUUCAUUCCUCGACUGACGUCACCGCACGCGUUGUUGCUUUUCGUGACGAUUUCUGCCAAUAAAACUGAACUCGCGGUACACGCGGCGUGCGGGUGUCUGCGAA
Messenger RNA from Petromyzon marinus (sea lamprey), 3881 nucleotides. RefSeq lists its product as uncharacterized. NCBI's taxonomy places the organism in Eukaryota, Metazoa, Chordata, Hyperoartia, Petromyzontiformes, Petromyzontidae. The record is from RefSeq and is a predicted model, not a curated record.